Messenger RNA from Nerophis ophidion (straightnose pipefish), 7450 nucleotides. Its product is annotated as limbin-like. The record is from RefSeq and is a predicted model, not a curated record. The transcript has 23 exons. Gene Ontology annotation, biological process: smoothened signaling pathway. The coding region runs from base 377 to 4381 and encodes 1334 amino acids. Lineage: Eukaryota; Metazoa; Chordata; Actinopteri; Syngnathiformes; Syngnathidae. Gene Ontology annotation, cellular component: ciliary membrane; plasma membrane protein complex.
UGUUUAAUAAAUAUAACAUUGUAAAGGUUUAAUGCCACAUAAAUCAUUACAAAAAUCAUUAAAUAGGAUCUUUUUAUAAUUUUUGACUAACCAUAUAUGCAUUGUAUACGUGAAAACGGAAUUAUUUCAUCGGUAUUAUUUUACUUUGAAAAUCGUAACCGGAAACAGAUUUUAACUUGAUUGAAAACAUUCGUCGCUUUUCCAACUUUUGGGAAGAAAGAUAGUUUUGAAAAGGAAUGUUAAAAUGUGUGUCAAUAGCUGACAUUUUUAUUGUUCGUCUAAAACCAUGAAACGACGAAUGUGUGCUUUUCAAACAUCGGCAAUGCUGCAAGUUGUUAGGAUGUAGCCCAAAAACCAAUGUUCCAGGUUUCUUUUGAUGGCGGGAAAAGUCACAGCAUGCUGCGUUAUUUUAAUGUCCUGUUUUUGUCCCAACACCCCGUCGACAGGCCGGCGUCCCGGCGGCGUUCGAGACCAGGCACCGGGCGUGGUUUGGGACUUCAGCGCUGGUCCUCGACGUCCACGUAACGGCACAUGUCAGUUUACGCGCUGGUCUGCCAUCGCUGUGUCCAACAACAAGAGAUGUCACACCAACUCCAGCUUCCUUGGAACCAAACACAGAGGAGAGAAGUCUGCAGUGCAUCAGCUCCAUAGACACCGUACAAUGGAAUUUUGCAAAGCAUAUUCUUCUGAAAGGCCUGUAUCUUCCGCUGCUCCAUCCGGCCCUUGGACACACUCUUUUUACACCUCCUUUGGCCACGUCAGAACCAUUUUACACCUUAGAGAGCGGAGAAGCUUAUUGACCAGGUUCAAUCUCGGCCACACGCUUCCUCAGAUUCAAAGUUUGACACCUCCAUCCACCUUUCGGGUCAAGUUUGACAAAUGUGCACAGGUCCUGGCUGACGCUGACCCUCCACAGUUGACGUUCUCCCUUCUGAUCCACAAUCUGAGUCCAGUGGGUGGCACCAACCUGUCUCAGGUGGCCAUUCGGGACUCCAUAUUUGGAAUAGUGCCUCUCAGAACAGACGGCAGAGUUGUGGAAAGAGGAUACCAAAUGUUUGCCAUUGAUUCUCUUGCUGCGGGAUCCCAAAUUAUUGUCAAUUAUACUGCUGAAAUAAGGAGCCAUGAAAGUGAAGUUCUGAACCUUCCUGCUUUCCUCACCUUCUCUAACUUGUCUCAGAAUGACAUCCGCAUGUAUGGUCCAUUGUCUGCUCAUCUAACAUUGAGGGUCAAUUCCACCGAUAAGAGUCAUCCAAAUCAUGGCGUGCACUUUGCUGGAUAUGUUGCUGGGUUCCUUGUCACUUUAGUGAUACUGUUGCUUGGCUUUCUGGCCGUGAACCUGUUAUGUGCCAGAACCAGACUGAGCCUUCUCCAGCAAAAGAAAAAGCAAGGCUAUCCAGAUCCCGAGUAUGCAGACUGCAACAUGAAUGAGGCUGCUAAAGACGAGGCAACUUUUGAAGACAAAACUGUAGAUAUUAUGGUGCUGGAAGAUCCACAGAACAUGAACCAGGCUUUGGAAAACAUCGAAAUGUCCACCCUGCUGCACGCAACCAACAACUUGGAGGCCACGAGGAUUCAAAUCUACAAGGACGUGCUGUCUAUCCUGUUGGGGGGCCUGCGGGCCCACGGCCUGGUCAGCGUCCAGGCCCAGCAGAGACUUCUCAGUGUGCUGCACGGGCAGCUGCUCGGCAUGGAGGGUCGGCUGAAGGAGGAGCGAGGGGCCCGCAUGGCUGUGCUUGCGGGCCAGUGUAACCUGGAGACCAGGGAGGAGAUGGAAGCGGAGCAUCGCAGGCAAGCUGCAGAGAAAGCCCAGGCUGAGCUGCUGUGUCAUCAUGCUGAUCAGCAGGAGCUCCUCCAGUGUAGUGUCCUGCUGGAGAAACUGCACAAGCUGAACCAGGCUCACCUGCAGCGCAUCCUGUUAGUUCGCCACGAAGAAGCCUCCGCCAAGGUCCAGAGGCAGAUCAUCGAAUGGCGUCGCGUGGAGCUUCAUAAGAUCUUCUCUGAGGAGCUGGAGGAGGCCACGAAGAUGGGCGAGUUGGAAACGGACACAGUCAAAAGUCUUCAGCGCAGUUACUUCCAGUGUCAGGACCAGCUGGAGGAGAUCCUGGAUGUGGUCGUGGCCAACUGGCGCUACAUGCUAGCUGAGCGCUACGCCCAGAGGAAGUUCCUUUUACACAGCCUGCACAGCCUCAACAGUCUUAUUUCUGACACCUUCUCCAGCACCUCCUACAAUCUGGACAGCUUGUUUGCACAUGUCAGAAGAGGGAGCGCGGUGUCUGGUGAACAACUGGCUCAGCUCCAGGACAAGGCCCAGAAGGAUCUGGUGAUUGUGAGGCAGAGACUGGAUGAGGCUCUGGGCCAAGAGAGGAGAGCGAUGCGAUGUGGAUUAAUCAAGAAGAGGAGGGAGCUCAUCUCUGACAUGCUUCGGGUCCACAUGCAGCAACAGAAGGACUUGUCUGGUCUGUCAAAGAAUCAGGAUGGAAGCAUAGAAGUAGUCCAACACCUGCACUGUUGGCAAAACCUUCUCACAACUCAUAGCUUGGAACUUGCUGAGCUCAUCAAUAACCUCGACGAGGAGGCUGCGGCGGACAUCCGCAAGGUGACCAUGCGUGUGAUCCAGAGCUCCAUGGCAGAGGUCAAAGCCAUUCUGCCCUCUGCGACGCAGACCCUGCUCCCACUCCUGCCUCCGGGCAUGCAGCGUUCCCUGCUGCAGGCAGAACCUGAGGCGGGCCAAGGAGGGAGCGCACUCCUGCAGGGCCAAGAGAGACUGCAUCAGGAAGGCAAGGCGGCCUUACGCACCCUCAGCUCUACCAGAGACAGCCUUCAGAAAGCCAUGGAGAAGGAACUGCAGGAGCAGAGGGAGCUCAGGGUUCACUGCAGAUCUUUCUUCGGACGUCUGUGCUCAUCCCAGUUGACUCUCUCGGAUAACGAGCAGCUAAAAAUGACACUGGAGUUGCAGAAACGUCUUUCUGUGAUGGACCGCUGCCUUAUGCUGCCUCACGCCGUGUCCAGAACCAAAGUCCACACCGCCGUCUCAGCUUGGAGAAAAGACGGCGAGCAGCAGAUGAUGAACCCACAUUUUAAAGGGAAAGCCAAAGAGGACACACCAGACCUAUCUCACUUCCACAAAAAGCUCAAAGAGCAGAUGCAACUGUUUGAGAAGGCGAGUGAGAUAGAGGACAUUGUCAAAGACAAGGUCGUGGAGGAGAUCAGGAAGGAGAGAGAAGUUUACUUGCGUACUCAAGCCGACGCUCUGGCAACACAGAUGGCUGCAAUUCACUGCCAGAAAGCUGAGGGGAGGACCAGAGUCUUCGAGACGUCCAGAGCACUGCUCACCCUGCAAAGUCUUCUCAUUCAUCACCUGCGAGAGACAAAGAGUAUGGAGAGACAAGAAAUGGUCCAAAGUAUACAGAGGCACUGCCUGGUAGGAUGGUUUGGUGGCUUGGAGGAAGCAGAGCGCCAGCUGCAGGAGGGGAGCCUGAACCUGGACAGGCUGGAAUGGGACGGCAGGUCAACUCCCACACACACGGAGGACGUGGAUGCAGAGGAGAAGAUCAUGCUUGGGCUGCAGCACGAUAGCAGAAUGUCGCACAUCCUCCAGGAGGCUCUCAAUAAGUGGGAUGAAGUCAUGGCAAAAUUGGCAGAGAGGUUGCAGGAGAUGGUCACCAGCAAUCAGGUUAUGGAAGAUUUCAGAGAACAAAUACAGCUGAAGAAACUUCAUUCCAGCUGUGAUCAGGACCUGCUGUUCGCAGCAGACCUGCUCAAACAGAGCGGGACAUCCGUGGAGGUUCUCCUUGAGCUUCUGCGUCUGCUCAUGCCCACACUGCCUGAGAGUGAAUUUGUGUCCAUCACUGAUGCCCUCUGCCCCAAGCAGCACCUUGGUUCAUCAUCCACAGAGCAGGAGCCUUCUGGGUCCAGUUUUCUUCUUCCUGUCAAACUGAGGGAGGAUCUGGUGCACAGAAGUAUGCUAAACAGCUGUGUGGAAGGCUCCAGAUCCCACAGACUGCAGGGAAAGAGGCAAGGCCUGAUGGAAAGACUUCUUCCUUCUUCUUGCCCGCCAAGUCCAGUGAAAGGGGAGCUGGAGAACUUUGCUAAAGGACAGCAGCGCCGGUUUAAAUCAGCCGUGACUGAAAACCCAGGUCAGCACAGCGAGGCUCCCAAAGCAGAGAAGGAAACCUUGCACAACUCAGCAGAAGAAGAAGAAGAGGACGUGAUGGUGACUUCGGCCAACUUGGAAGUGGUCUGCCAGGCCACCGGCGAAAGGCUGUUUGUCUUCCGUGAGCCGCCUCAAUCCCUUCUUGGUGUCACGUCCCCCAAGAGAAAGAAGAAAAGGAACUUCCUCAAUUUGAAGAAGGGCUCAGUGUCGCCAACACAUCAAACUUAACGACUAUUUCCUCAUUAGGGUCUCGCAGGUGAGCUGGCGUUUAUAUCAACACUUUGGCUGAGAAAGAGAUUCAAACAUUUAAAGACCUACUAAAACCCACUACUACCGACCACGCAGUCUGAUAGUUUAUAUAUCAAUCAUGAAAUAUUAACAUUGCAACACAUGCCAAUACGGCCUUUUUAGUUUACUAAUUUGCAAUUUUAAAUUUCCCGGCGAAGUAUCCUGUUGAAAACGUCACGGAAUGAUGACGCGUAUGAUGACACGUGCGCGUGACGUCACCGGUGGUAGCGCACAUGUCCUCCCCGCACCGGUAACGGCUAAAAGUAGUCUGUUUUUAUCACAUAAUUCCACAGUAUUCUGGACAUCUGUGUUGCUGAUUAUUUUGCAAUUUGUUCAAUUAAUAAUGGAGACGUCGAAGAAGAAAGCUGUUGGUGGGAAGCGGUGUAUUGCGGCCGCUUUUAGCAACACAAACACAGCCGGUGUUUCAUUGUUUACAUUCCCGAAAGAUGAUGGUGAAGCUUUACUAUGGAACAGAGAUGUCAAGCGAACACGGUUGGAUUGGACCACACACACAAAGUACAGUGUAUUAACCGGCGAUCAUUUUGAAAGAUCAUGUUUCGAAGAGGGUCCCUUGCGAAAGGCAGUUCCCAGCUAUAAGUCAUCUGUUUUCAUCGCAUAAUUCCACAGUAUUCUGGACAUCUGUGUUGCUGAAUCUUUUGCAAUUUGUUCAAUUAAUAAUGGAGACGUCAAAGAAGAAAGCUGUCGGUGGGAAGCGGUGUAUUGCAGCCAGCUGUAGCAACACAAACAGCCGGUGUUUCUUUGUUUGUUGUGAAGCUUUAUUGUGGAACAGAGCGGUCAAGCGAACAUGGUUCUCUACCACAUGUCCACCGGCAGGUUUCGGUGAGAAGAUUGUGGUAAUAAGUCGGCUCUUACCGUAAACAUGAGCGGAGUGAAGUGAAGUGAAUUAUAUUUAUAUAGCGCUUUUCUCAAGUGACUCAAAGCGCUUUACAUAGUGACACCCAAUUAUGUUAGUCUGUUUUUAUCGCAUAAUUCCACAGUAUUCUGGACGUCUGUGUUGCUGAAUCUUUUGCAAUUUGUUCAAUUAAUAAUGGAGACGUCAAAGAAGAAAGGUGUUGGUGGAAAGCAGUGUAUUGCAGCCGGCUGUAGCAACACAAACAGACGGUGUUUCUUUGUUUGUUGUGAAGCUUUAAUAUGGAACAGAGCAGUCAAGCGAACAUGGUUCUCUAGUACAUGUCCACCGGCAGGUUUCGGUGAGAAGAUUGUGGUAAUAAGUCGGCUCUUACCGUAAACAUGAGCGGAGUGAAGUGAAUUUAAUUAUAUUUAUAUAGCGCUUUUCUCAAGUGUCUCAAAGCGCUUUACACAGUGACACCCAAUUAUGUUAGUCUGUUUUUAUCGCAUAAUUCCACAGUAUUCUGGACAUCUGUGUUGCUGAAUCUUUUGCAAUUUGUUCAAUUAAUAAUGGAGACGUCAAAGAAGAAAGAUGUCGGUGGAAAGCAGUAUAUUGCAGCCGGCUGGAGCAACACAAACAGCCGGUGUUUCUUUGUUUGUUGUGAAGCUUUAAUAUGGAACAGAGCGGUCAAGCGAACAUAGUUCUCUACCACAUGUCCACCGGCAGGUUUCGGUGAGAAGAUUGUGGUAAUAAAUCGGCUCUUACCGUAAACAUGAAGUGAAGUGAAUUAUAUUUAUAUAGCGCUUUACAUAGUGACACCCAAUAUCUAAGUUACAUUUAAAGCAGUGUGGGUGGCACUGGGAGCAUUUUGGUAAAGUGUCUCGCCCAAGGACACAACGGCAGUGACUAGGAUGGGACAAGCGGGGAUCGAACCUGCAACCCUCAAGUUGCUGGUACGGCCACUCUACCAACCGAUCUAUGGAGCUUGUGUCGUUCCUCCUGCAGCUGUCAAAGAGGCUGCUGCGACUUUCUUGGCUCCUCCAUGGCUUCCCUCAGAGACAAUGGCGGUCACCACACCCCUCCGACUUUCAGGUAUGACUAUAUAUUCUCACUAAAACACUAGUAACACAAUAAGCAGAUAAGGGAUAUUCCAGAAUUAUCCUAGUAAAUGUGUUUAAUAACACCUGAAUCGCUCCUGCCCUCGUCUUUUUUUUCUUUUUCUUCUAGGCCUUCACUCUCACUUUCCUCAUCAACGAAUCUUUCAUCCUCGCGCAAAUUAUUGGGGAAAUUGUCGCUUUCUCGGUCCGUAUCGCUCUAGCUGCUGGUGGCCAUGAUUGUAAACAAUGUUCAGAUGUGAGGAGCUCCACAACCCGUGACGUCACGCGCACAUCGUCUGCUACUUCCGGUACAGGCAAGGCUUUUUUAUUAGCAACCAAAAGUUGCGAACUUUAUCGUGGAUGUUCUCUACUAAAUCCUUUCAGCAAAAAUAUGGCGAAAUGAUGAAGUAUGACACAUAGAAUGGACCUGCUAUCACCGUUUAAAUAAGAACAUCUCAUUUCAGUAGGCCUUGAAUCAUUUCUAAAAAUACCAUGAAGGCACAGACUUGGCCAAAGUGAGUGGGAUUCAUAUCCAUGUUUACAUUUAUGGAUUUGAAAGACUAUUUCAAACAUUUUCAUUACAUGCUUAAAAAUUAAAACAGUAUUAAAAACGUUUUCAAUAGCUUUUAGUAGCAAAUGUGUAUAAUACUGAGUCUUCAGAACUGCCAAACUUUUCAGUUUUUUUUUGACUGCGAGUCAAGUCCAUAUGUUUACAUAUAUUUGAAAAACUAUUUUAAAUGUUUUCAUUACAUACACAUUUUUUUUACAAAUAAUAAAAAUGUUUAAAAAGAUGCAAACAAAUGUUUUAAUUGCUUUUGUUUUAUUAUGUACAAAAAGUCUUUAUUUGCAAUAUUGAGUCUUUACGUACCUCUUGUACUCAUGCAGUUUAUGUAGCACUCAAGUUUUUAUUUGAAAAAAAGAGGGUGUGGAGAAGGGUGUGUCAGUUGUGUCAGUCGAUGGGGGCGGGUGUGUCACUCGAUGGCGGAGGGUGUGGUGUGUCAGUCGAUGGCGGAGGGUGUGUCAGUCGAUGGCGGAGGGUGUGUCAGUCGAUGGCGGAGGGUG